UAGCAAGGCCAAGCCAAGGCUCUGAUGAAGGAAGAAUGUCGAGCAUGAAUCGAUAUGCAAUUUCUCCGCCUAAGUAUGCCCUUCCUCCUCAAGAGCUCCUCGACGAUCUCUGCAGUCGUUUUGUUCUAAAUGUGCCUAAGGAGGACCAGCAGUCGUUCGAGAGGAUUUUGUUUCUCGUGGAGUAUGCACAUUGGUUUUAUGAAGACAACUCGGUUGAAAACAAUCCAUCUCUCAAGUCAUUAACCUUGAAGGAAUUUACUUCUUUAUUAUUCAACAACUGUAAUGUCUUAAAGCCAUAUGUUGCUCAUAUAGACGAUAUAUUUAAGGACUUCACUUCGUAUAAAGUCAGAGUUCCUGUCACUGGGGCCAUUAUACUGGAUCAAACCUAUGAGAGGUGCCUACUAGUGAAGGGAUGGAAAGGGACAAGUUGGAGCUUUCCCCGUGGUAAAAAGAACAAAGAUGAAGAAGAUCACAAUUGUGCCAUUAGAGAAGUCCUCGAGGAAACAGGGUUUGACGUAUCAAAACUUCUUAACAAGGAUGCAUACAUCGAGAUGAUUUUUGGACAGCAGAGAGUAAGAUUGUACAUAGUGGCUGGGGUGAAAGAUGGCACAUUAUUUGCUCCUCUUACAAAAAAAGAGAUAAGUGAAAUAGCGUGGCAUGUGAUUAACGAGCUUCCGCAUGCAAAUGCUGACGUCAUAUCUCGUGGGAGCACUGGCCUCAAGCUCUACAUGGUUGCUCCAUUUUUAGCAUCCCUCAAGUCAUGGAUCUCAAUGCAUCCACCUGGUGUGUCACCUCGACCAAACAGACCCGCGAAAGGACUUAUCGUGUGGAAGGCAAGAAACAGCUCGGGAGGCAGCUCAACAACCGACAGCCAGAUGAGUAGAACUGUGGCUGACGUGUACCCUUAUGAGGCACGUCCUAGCCGGAGCUUCAGAAACUUCAGAUUUGAUACUGGCCCGAUUUUACAAGCAGUGGACAGUGCCUUCUCUUCUUGAACGGUGAGCAGAGUCCUUGAAACAUUGGUUUACAUAUUUUCUAGGGUUUGUGCUCACGCUGUACGGAGAACUCUUGCUGAUCCGAGCCUUUCCGAUUCUCUACCAUGAUCACAAAUACCUCCCAAUAGACAAAUGUGGAAGCAUCUGCAGUCAUGUUUGCUCGAGUCGAGUGAGAUAGCAACAGCAUUUCCAAUACCGCGCUACAAAGUGUCAUGAAGAACGGAAUGAAAUAGCAAGUAGACAACAACUACGUUUGACCAUUUUUUGAUCGUACACAACACAUUCAUUUUCCUAUGUUUGUUGAACAUGGAUGAUUGGGACAAUUUACUAACACUGAUAUAUCUAAUCAUAUUAUUGACAA
Messenger RNA from Salvia splendens (bonfire salvia), 1356 nucleotides. Its product is annotated as mRNA-decapping enzyme subunit 2. Gene Ontology annotation, cellular component: cytoplasm. The transcript is spliced from 8 exons. NCBI's taxonomy places the organism in Eukaryota, Viridiplantae, Streptophyta, Magnoliopsida, Lamiales, Lamiaceae. Gene Ontology annotation, molecular function: 5'-(N(7)-methylguanosine 5'-triphospho)-[mRNA] hydrolase activity; manganese ion binding; RNA binding. The record is from RefSeq and is a predicted model, not a curated record. The coding region runs from base 36 to 995 and encodes 319 amino acids. Gene Ontology annotation, biological process: deadenylation-dependent decapping of nuclear-transcribed mRNA; nuclear-transcribed mRNA catabolic process, nonsense-mediated decay.